AUAAUUUCAUCAUUCAACUCUCAUCUCAACAUUACUCAAAAAUCAAAAACCAUUCCCAUUAAUUAUUAAUCCUUCAAUUUUUCAAUUAACCAUCCCCAUAUGAUGAUGAAGAGGAGUAGAGACGGCGACGACGACGACAACGUGGCCAACUUCCUAAUGCUAUUAUCUGCCGCCGCUGCGGCCAACCAUGGCAGCAGCGGCGACAGAGUCCUUGCAGGUGAAGAUUCAUCGCGAAUCUUCACAUGCAAGACAUGCAACAGGCAGUUCCCGUCGUUCCAGGCGCUCGGCGGGCACCGCGCCAGCCACAAGAAGCCGCGUCUGGGCGGCGGAGAGCCGCCGUCGCCACCGAAGCCGAAAACGCACGAGUGCGGCAUCUGCGGGCAGGAGUUCCCGUUAGGUCAAGCCCUUGGAGGCCAUAUGAGGAAGCACAGAGCGGCUGUGGUUGAUCAGAACCACCAUGAGGCGGCGCCGUUCUCACUUUUUCCGGUGGUGAAGAAAGCCAACAGCAGGAGGGUUUUCUCUCUCGAUCUCAAUUUGACUCCGUUAGAGAACCAUUAUUUUUUUGUUGCUUCUUCACAAAUAUAAUUAGUUCUUAAUUUACAUUUUUUUGGUAUUUUUUUGUAUAUGUUGUUUCAUUUCUUUUUAAAUAGGAAUAUUGAUUUUUUCAAGUAUUGAUUGUCUCUUAAGAUCUAUUUAUAUAUGCAUGAUCUACUAAUUAAUCAA
Molecule: messenger RNA, 723 nt
Organism: Salvia hispanica
Lineage: Eukaryota; Viridiplantae; Streptophyta; Magnoliopsida; Lamiales; Lamiaceae
Source: RefSeq, a predicted model, not a curated record